Messenger RNA from Adineta ricciae, 2442 nucleotides. NCBI's taxonomy places the organism in Eukaryota, Metazoa, Rotifera, Eurotatoria, Adinetida, Adinetidae. The record is from the annotation of a GenBank genome assembly.
AUGUUUUACAUAUUACUACUGAAUAUUCUUCUCUGUCUAAUCCGUGCUGAAUUGGUUAUUAAACCAAGUGAUACCUCAUUAACGAGAGAUCAGUAUAAAUCAUUCAUUGCACUGUGCACGGGUGAAUCAACUGAUCGGAUCAUUGCAUGGCGAUCACCACAACACAAGGAUGUAUCUGAGAAUGACAAUGAACGAAUCAUUGCUGAACGACAAAUGAAUGGACUUCGGUUGAGAAUUCGAAAUUUGACGACUGAUGAUCAAGGCGUAUGGGAAUGUGUUGGAACGGAUGUAAAUGGUCAGGCAAUGCAAAGGUCAUUUCAAAUGAUUGUCAAAGUUCCGGCCAUUUUCCAUGCAGAACCCGUUCAAUACAUUGCAUUAGGAGAAGCAGCUACCAUUAAAUGUCAUGUUCAAGCCAGUCCAGUUGCGGAAAUUUCAUGGUUCAAAGGUCCCGAAAAACUUCGCAUAGAAUCACCUAAAUAUGAAGUGGUCACUAAUGGUUUGCGUAUCAAUCGAGUUAAUAUGUCUGAUAAUGAUACAUUUUGGUGCCGUGCCGACGUCCUCGAAACUGGAGAGUCAAGAGACUAUCCAAUCACUGUUGUUGUUUCGAAGCUAAUCAGUCAAGCACGUGUAACGUGUGCAAAUCCAUGUGCGAUCGAAAAGAAAACGGCGACGUUAACUUGUGAAGCUUCUGGUUUACCAGAGCCGAAGUAUCUAUGGUUCUAUGGUUCGAAAGAAGAAUACCGAUUAAUUAAAGAGAAAGCAGUGAGUGCGAGUGAGGUACCGAAGUUAGUUGUACGAGGAAACCAAUUGACCAUCAACUAUGUGGAUGAAGCUGAUAACGGCAAAUACUCAUGUCAAGCAUUUAAUGAAUUCGAUCGAAAGGGACAACGAGCGGAAUAUAAUUUAAAUGUCAUUGUUCCUCCACGUUUGUCGAUGAUACCGCCGAUGGAAAUAAAUUAUGAUCCACAACAUGCUCAACGUGUAUCAUUUCAAUGUCGAAUGGAACGUGGUUCAGUCGACGGUUUGACGAUGGAAUGGCAAUAUCUAAAUAAUACACCUGUUCAAUCAACAAAUGACAUUUCUAUUGAUAAGACUCAGUUGGAAACAAAUAAACUAAUUGAAUUAAAUUUUAAUCCUGUCCAACGUGAACAUUUUGGCAAUUACUCAUGCGUAGCGAAGAAUCUCGCUGAUAGUACUUAUUCGAUUGCUAGUAUUCUCAUUAAAUUCCAACCAAUUUAUGUCGGACCAAAUAUUAACGUCAUCUCUACCAUUCCGAAUUAUCGUACGAUUAUUCGUUGUUUGUUUGAAUCGUAUCCUGCUCCACAAAUUCAAUGGAUUAAAUUGAGUCGAACUGUUCAAGAUCCCGAAGGACGUAUACUUGCGUCUGAUAUAGAUAAUGGCGUUAAUGACAUAACUACAAGGCAACUUGGAUCGACGCUGUUUGAAAGCGUUCUCUCGUACACGGCGACCGAACGUGAUUUUGGUUUAAGUUUUGAGUGUCGUGCAUUGAAUCCUCGUAUCGGUCGGCAUUCAUUUACUCUCCAACGCGCCAAACCACCGAAAAAAGUCAAUAUUACCGAAGUGAAACCAUCGUCGACUGGCGCAGAGAUCUUCAUUCAAUCAGUGGAGAUGGGUGACCUUCCAAUCGUACAGUAUAUUCUUAAAUAUGAUUUAGAAGAUGCAAAAGAUAGUCAGCUGCAAACAUUAAUGGUUCCAGCACAAGUGUCGUCAAAACAAAUUAUCAAGAUUGACAAUCUUCAACCAAAUACUGAUUACAAUUUGAUAGUCGUCGCCGAAUCACAAGCUGGUGUGGGUCAACCGACAGGUCCAAUACAGUUUCGAACAUUGGAUAAACAAAUCGCGGAUUUCACUGUCGAUGAAAAUGCCAAUCGAACUUGUUCAAACGAUGAUAGCUGUGCUAUUACCUGGAAUAUUCAAUCGAAUGGCGGAGCACCGAUCUUUCGUGUGGAGAUACUCUAUGCACAAGCAAAAGAUAAACAAAGUUUAGAUUACGAAGAACCAUUGAGCUUACCGAUCUCUAUUGAAGCACCCAUUACUGAGUACCAAUUGACCAGAUUGAAAGCCGAUACGAGUUACAUUGUAAUAGUUAAAUUGUAUAAUGAAGCUGGUGUUGCUGAACGUAAAUUUCGAAUUAAAACCAAUCGAGAAAACAAUCGAGAGAACGGCCAACGCAAGGAAUCGAUAAUAUCCGACUAUCACAAAACUCAACCAAGUAAAUGGGCUAUCAUUGGCAUUAUUUUCGCUAUUGUCUUGGCCGCUAUUACCAUCGCGACUAUUUGUAUUGUCCUGCGUGUUUGUCGAUUUGAUGGAAUACACAAAACAACGAAUUCCGACCAUCAGACAACACCAAUGAUGAACGGCGAACAUCAUUCAGAAAAAACAAACAGUCACUCAUCAACAACAAAGCUUGGUGAUGUAUAA